AGCUAAUGCUUUUUGGACUUGUGUCAUUGGUAAUGGGUCAUUGGAUCAAUCAAGCGAAAGCAUUGUUACAUAAUUUUCCCACUUGUUGGCUGCAGCGGGGAAUGGUAACAACUGAUCUUCUGUUGUCUGGAGCUUCUACAAAGCAGGCCAAGUUUUUCAUUAAUGUUUUGGUAGAACCGGCAGAAGUGAUCUGUCCCUGCCAAUGGAUUGAGCAAGCCCACUUACAUUCGAUUCCUUACUGGCUUGAAGGCAUACUCUCAGAUAUUCUCAAGAUUUGCUUUUGGUGCUAGCAGGAAUCUAUAUCUGCUUGAAGAUUGAUGAGGAUCAGAGGCUUUGCCAAACCAACAGACUGUUGAUUACCUGAGCUUCAAGCUCGUCAUUGUUGGUGAUGUUAGAACUGGGAAAACAACUAUUGUAAAGAGGCAUCUCACUGGUGCAUUUGAGAAGAAGUACAAACCAACCAUUGGUGUCGAAGUUCACUCUUUGGACUUCUUCAUAAACUGUGGGAAAAUCCGAUUUUAUUGCUGGGAUGCGGGGCAAGAGAAAUUUGGUGGUCUUAGAGAUGGUUACUAGCAAGUGCUUGCACGUGAGUAGUUACUAUUUCCAAAUCUAGACAGCUGCUGCUUAUGGAUAUGUGCAUGAGUCUUUUUUCAAGAUUCAUUUAACCAGGAGAAUUCAACAUGAUGUUGUUGGAACCAAUUGCUUGAUGAUCAAUGCAUCAUUGAUUUGUCUUUUGCUUGGAAUGCACAUAGAAGCUCCAAGUCAAGGUGUUGUUGGCUGGUGUAGAGAGGGUCUUGUUUAUAAAAAGAAUGAGGUAAUUUCAUUUUUCUCUCCAAUCUCCUUUCUGGUGAAUGUGGCCACCUCGCUGGGUUAUAAUGCUUAUGUCUCUUUACAAGUCUUUCUGGAUAUUGCGGAAAGUGUCAAUCUUCUUAUGUCGUCAAAAGGUAGUGUUUUGCGUUGUGAUGUGACUGGGAAAAUUCUGAUGAAGUGCUUUCUUUCUGGAAUGCUUGAUUUGAAGUUGGGUUUAAAUGAUAAAAUUGGCCUUGAGAAAGAGUUGCAAAUUAAAUUACGUCCUACUAAGAGUGGGAAAACUAUAGAGCUCGAUGAUGUUACUUUCCAUAAAUGUGUAAAUCUGACAAGGUUUAACUCAAAAAAGACUGUCAGUUUUGUGCCACCAGAUAGUGAAUUCGAAUUGAUGAAUUGGAUGCAAAAUGGCAACAUGGACAGAAAAGUUGUUGAAGGCUUUGCCGUUGAUUGGUGUUCUAUUCCUCCAGAUAAUCAAUGUGGGGAAUACGAUCAUCACCAAGGCGCUUUAUCGCAUGGCAUGCAUUUCUCGGUGCUAUCAUGUUUUAGAAACAUAAUAGCAUCAAUUGCCUUGUUACCCAUUGUCUUCAUACAUAGACAUUCAUUGCCCAACAUGACGAUGGGGGUAUUCCUACAGAUUUUAGCUCUAGGAGUUCUCGAGCCAAGUCUAGAUCAUAAUUUGAUGUAUGUUGGAUCCAAACAAACACCAGCUAGUUUCUUGUCUUGUAUGGCUGGUGUCCGUCCUGCAUUGACCUUCAUUGCUGCUUGGAUUUUUAGAUUAGAGAUAGUCAGAUUUAAUCAAAGGCGGAGCCAGGCAAAAUUGUUAGGUACUAUAAUUAUGGCAGGAGGCGCCAUAAUUAUAGGACUUUAUAGUGGCCCUACUAUAUCUUCAUCAUUCCACUCGGAUAUUUGUGAACAAGAUUCUGGGAUUAAAGAGGACUAUAUCGAGGGCUCUACCUAUGUCUUCAUUUCAGUGGUCUCAUUUAUCCUCUACAUCAUUUUAUCAGGCAAAGUUGUUAUGAAAUACCCUGCACCUCUUGCCCUUACGGCAUACGUCUGCUUGACCAGAGCCAUUAUUGACACUGGGGUUGCAUUGGCUUUGGAAGUAAGACAUAAAGCUUCAUGGAACAUUGGGGCCUUGUUGUAUCUGCUUUGGCUACAUAUGUUCAGAAUAUAUUUGAUAAAGAGCAAGGGUUCGGUAUUUGUCACUGCCUUCAGCCCCUUGUCAAUGAUUCUGGGGAUAUUAUUUGAAUUCAUAAUACUAGGAGAAAGUGUGCAUUUAGGAAGUGUGAUAGGAGCGAUUCCGAUUAUAGGCGGAUUGUUCGCUUUAUUAUGGGGCAAAAGUGGGAUAGAAGAAGCACAUGUUUCUUAGCUUCUUCAGAAUUGUGCAUCAUCUUCUGCAAUUUUGUUAUGGAUAGGCCAAUUUUAUUGAUGAAGGCUUAGCCAAGUUGUACGCGCACAAUUUUAACAACUUUAUAUAGAAUUGGCCUUGUAAUAAUCUUCUUAGUCUUUAUAGUCAUUGUAAAUGUAUAAUUCAAUGAAAACUCAAAUAUUUCCCACCUAGUUCGUUGCCCUGAUGAGGCCUCAAACAUUUGUCCUUGCAUGUUGUGGCUAACAGUUUAUGAACACUACUUUAAAUUUUAAUUUUUGCUA
Molecule: messenger RNA, 2457 nt
Organism: Camellia sinensis
Lineage: Eukaryota; Viridiplantae; Streptophyta; Magnoliopsida; Ericales; Theaceae
Source: RefSeq, a predicted model, not a curated record